CUUUUUUCCCCCCUCUUUUUUUUUCUUCUUUUCCAUACCUCACUCUUUCAAAUUAUUAUGGAAGUUCGAUACACAAUGAAAGACUUUCCUGAACCAGGUGAUAAGGAUCUUGCCAACGGAAUCAGCUAUAUGAACAAAUCUGAUUUUAAAAACGCCCUCAAACACUUUGAAAAGUCUGCUACUUACAACAACGAAUACGGUCUACUCUUCUUUGGCAUCUUUCUUUUACUCGGCUUUGGUCUCUCCAAACGCGAUCCCGCAAAAGCACUUGACACCUUUAAAAAAGUCGCUCAUCUCUUUUCCAAUCGCGUCGCUCAUUAUCUCAUCGGUAUCCUCUACUACGAAGGCGACAAGGACGUCCCCCAGAACAUACAGUCCGCAUACCACUGGAUUCUCAACGCAGCCAAACUUGGAUGGAUUGAUGCCAUGUCUCAAAUGGGUUUUGCUUACUGCUCAGGUGCCUUUGGUAAAGAGGAUAAGAAAAAAGGCGUCCAUUGGCUCGAAAAGGUCGUCCACAAUGACUCUCGGGAUACCGUUCUUUAUUUAUUUGGAAACAAGGAAUUUCAAAUCGACAUGACCCACCAGGAUGACAUCGUUCUCUCCUCGGUCAAGGGAGUCACUGCAGCGAGCAUCAUUUCACCCGUUCAAUGUGCCGCUCAAUGCUUUGCUGCAAACCCAUUCUCUUCCAAUGGCAUCAUCUACCGUGCCAUCUUCUGGGAUACCAUGACCAACAGACAAAACACAAGUCUCGCUACUUCACAACUCAUCUUGGGAACAGUGUACAUGGAGGACGAUGGAAUCUCAACCGAUAAAAAAAAAAAGGCAAUCGCUUUACUCAAGAAAUCCGGUGAAAACGGAAACGCAAAGGCAUGUCUCACCAUCGGUCAUCUGUACGAAAUGGGUAACGGCGUUGACCAGGAUUAUUCAGAGGCCAUGGCUUGGUACCUAAAGUCCAAAGACAUCGAAGGCGAGGUCGACGCAUUGCAAUCCAUUGGUAGACUCUAUUUCACAGGACAUGGCGUCAAACAAGAUUUCAUGUUGGCUUUAAGCUAUUUCAAUACCUAUAACUUGCACGCCGAGGAUAGAGAGGUGUAUUACAUGAUGGCUGAAAUAUACAAAAUAGGCAAGGAUUAUAAGCAAUCUUUUCUUUUCUUUUCAAAAGCAGCCGAUCUCGGUCAUGCCGCUUCUGCUACGCGUCUCGGUCUCUUCUAUCGUAUCGGUUUCGGGGUCGAGAAAAGCGAGACAAAAUCAUUUGCUUGGAUGCAGAAAGCCGCUGCCUUGAAUUGUCCCAUGGCUCAAUUCACACUGGGUCAAAUGCAUUAUGAUGGUUACAAAGGCAAGUCCGAUCAUGUCAAAGCAUUAGACUAUUUUGAAAAAUCCCUUAAAAAUGGAUUCGCUCCUGCUGCUUUCAUGGUCGAGCAACUAAAGUUUCAGAAAUCUCUACGGGAUUUACAUAUCUAAGUAAAAAAAAAAAUUACAAUCCAAUCAACAACUUAUGAAAUCGCUAUCAAUAAAUAAAUAGGUGAUAUUAGUUAAAAUAAUCA
Mucor mucedo is the source of this 1544-nucleotide messenger RNA. RefSeq lists its product as uncharacterized. The record is from RefSeq and is a predicted model, not a curated record. Gene Ontology annotation, molecular function: protein binding. NCBI's taxonomy places the organism in Eukaryota, Fungi, Mucoromycota, Mucoromycetes, Mucorales, Mucoraceae. The coding region runs from base 58 to 1461 and encodes 467 amino acids. The transcript is spliced from 2 exons.